Molecule: messenger RNA, 1816 nt
Organism: Mya arenaria
Lineage: Eukaryota; Metazoa; Mollusca; Bivalvia; Myida; Myidae
Exons: 3
Coding region: 7-1572 (521 amino acids)
Source: RefSeq, a predicted model, not a curated record
GUGAAAAUGGAAAGUAAAGAUUCAAAACUAAUAAAGAAAACGGGCAGGAAAACCCCUAAGUACUGUUGUAUUUGUAAAGGAAUUUACAGAGGAAAGGUUAUUGAUGGGAGAAAAGUGUCAUUGCACCGUUUUCCUCAGAACAAACGUUUAAAACGUGUGUGGGUGCAGCGAUGUAAAACGGUCAUGAGAUCGUUCCAGUGGAAUGAACACAGACGAUUGUGUAGUGAGCAUUUUGUUGGCUUCAGAGGACCUUCAUUCCAGCAUACACUUCCAUCUAUGUUUCCAACUGAGACUGGUGCUACCAAAACCUUCCAGCCAACGCUCCUUGAUGAAGACGUAGGUGAUGAUGAUGAUGGUGAUACGGUCAAUGACGAUUUAGACCUAGAACUGUCAAAUGAUGAUAGUAUACAGCCACAACUGUCAUUUGUAUCCCCUUCCGGGCAUGCCAUUGAUACCUCUGUCCACCUGCAUGAUUACUGCAUGGGACCAGUACUACAGCCACAGAAUCAGUCCUUUAGAUGUUGUGACACACAGACUGAGAACAACUGUGCAGUGAUGGAAGUACAAACUGAAGAAAGUUUCCUGGGAAAAACAGCAGACUUCAGUUCACAAACAGAACAUUCUACUAGAGACUUUGGUGUACAAUGUCAGCUACCUAUGCUCACAUAUGAUGACGUAAAAUACAAUGACGAUUUGGUCAGUUUUUACACCGGAAUCCCUAAUCGAGUUGUGUUUGAAGCUUUGUUUGAUGAAAUCAAGGAUGAAGCUGAAGUGCGGACAUCAAGGCGGAAACUUAACUAUAAAGAUUCAGAUGGAGGACGGCCAAGAACUCUAAGUGUUCUGGAUGAAUUUUUCAUGGUGCUGAUGCGCCUACGUCUAGGUCUGUUAUUUGAAGAUCUAGGUACUAGGUUUUGCAUAUCCACUUCACAAUGUAGUGACAUUGUUGAAAGAUGGAUCAACUAUUUACAUGUACAAUUAUCCUUUCUUGUUCAAUGGCCAUCUCGUGAGGUAGUGAAAAAUAACAUGCCUGAACAAUUUAAAGAGAAAUAUUCUAACACUAGAAUUAUUAUCGACUGCACUGAAAUUUACAGUGAAACAUCCAGUUCUCUUUCUUUGAAAAGUUUAAUGUACAGUGAUUACAAGUCUCACAUGACUCAUAAGAUUUUGGUGGGUAUAAGCCCAAAUGGUGUUGUAACUUUUGUUUCUGACUGUUGGGUGGGCUGUACCAGUGACAAGAAACUCACAGAAAAAUGUGGACUCUUGGACUUGCUUGAAGAAGGAGACGCCAUAAUGGUUGAUAAGGGUUUCACUAUUACAGACCUUACUACUCCAAGAGGCAUUCAUCUCAUUAUUCCACCAUUUAAACAGAAAGGAAAACAAUUCUCUAAACGUGAGGUUCUCCUUACAAAAGAUAUUGCAAGUUUACGAAUACAUGUUGAAAGGCAAAUGGAGAGAAUCAAGAACUUUCGAAUAUUGCAUGGCAAUAUUCCUAUAACACAGUCAAGGAGAAUUUCUAAAGUGUUCAAAAUAUGCACAUAUUUGACAAAUCUAUGGCCACCACUUGUUCAAUAAUAACUCAUGUGUCAAUGAAAGCGUUUGUAUAUAUCAAGCAUUAGAUUUAGGGAUAAAAACUUGUAUACUUCUAACUAGAACAAUGAAAUUACAAUUUUGUUUUAAAAUCAUUUUUUCGAGCAAGUUAUAUGAUAACAUAUGAGAUUACACAUUUGAUUCAGGUUUGACAAAAAUGGAUAAGGAAAUAUGCUCAUGUGAAUGGAUUUCAAGAUUUGAUUUGAAACAUGUAUGCAUUAACUGAUCA